CGUUCCACUUCCCGUCAUUUUGCAAUUGGAUUUUGUGGAGGGUAGUUGAACGUUUGGUGUGCUUUGAACGGCGUGUGCUCAGUGGUUUGUUCAGGACUUUGUGAGAAUACCGAAUACCAAAAUGGAUAAUUUACAAGUACACACCUACGAGAAGCUAAAUCUGCGUAAUUUCGAAGCAAAGAACAACAACAGCAUAUUUAUACAUGGUGUUUUAUAUUGUUUUGUUGCCUCAGAGAAUGAAAUCAACCCCGACGUAUGUGAUGAGGUUGUCCAGGUUGUGAUGCCGCCCGAAAUAGGAAACCAGAUCGUAAAAAUUAGUUACAUACCUUCAUGGAAUUGCAUUUUCAUCGCAACAAUUGCUCAUCUUACAACAUAUACUAUUGCUGGUGGACAAUUUACUACAACGCCAUACCAAGAAUCAAACUCCUCGAUUGUUCAAACUGCUUGGAAUCCCAACCAGUCGAUUCUUAUAGUAAUCAACGCGGCUGGCAUUAUAUCAGGGUAUAAUUACAAGCCACUGUUGGAGUUUGCCGAUGAUCAACAAUUCCGUAAUUUUACGACUGGAUCACUGCAUGAUGUUGCUCCAAACUCUAUAUAUCUGGGAUGGGGAGCUCGCAAUACCCAGUUCAAAGGAUCCAUGAGACAAGAAGAGUCCAAAAGAGCAAUACCGCUACCCCCUAGCGCACCGAUUGUUUCCUGGAGAGGCAAUGGAGAAUUAUUUGUCGUCAACUACUGGAAAGAUAGCAGGCGUUUCUUGAAAGUGUUCGACUGCAACAUCGUGCCAUUGUUUGAAUCAGAACCAUUUAACACCCUCUUUGCCGCCACAACAUUCAAAGCCCAAGGAAAUUUUAUUGCCUGUGCAGCUACUGAUGGAACUCACAAUAAAAUUGUAGUAUUUGAGAAAAACUGCCAAGUGAAGUCAUCCUUUUUCGUGGUGGAAAGCAGGGGUCUAAUUAUAGACGUCCAGUAUCAUGGAACUCAGCAUGUACUAGCUGUUCAUAGCCAGCAUUUCAUGAAUAAUUUUGUGAAUAUUUACUUAUAUUCGAACGAUGUGUGGUACCUGAAGCAACAAUUGCUUUUCCCUUUAAGGGACGAAGAAGAUUUUUUAAGAUUUCAGUGGAUCAAUGAGAUGCAUUCAACGAGUUUCAAAUUUAGCAUUUUAACGUCACAAACCGUUUAUGUAUACGAAUAUAUAUUGGACACAUUUGGAUUGCAUAACGAUCUAAUUGGAGUUAUUAACGGACCUACAGUGCUAUUUACUGAUUUUUCCAAGAUUAUGCCCCCGCCAAUGUCUUCUCACAGUAUAACAUUUGAGAGGCCUGUGAAUACUCUAGUGUUUUACCCGGCUGUAAAUGUUUACGGCUUCUUCUUAUGCGACGGUCGAGUGAUAUACUAUCAGUAUCACGGAGAAAAAUUUCACAGUUACGACGGUGCUUUAUUGGCUAAUGAGAAAUCAACCUUGAACACCAUGUCAUCCUAUGAAAAAGUUUGCAAUGGAACUCUCUAUAAGAUAUAUCUGAAUACCCAUCAAGAAUUAAUUGUAUGCGGUCGAAAACUGGCAUCUCAUAUUUUGUCUGUUCAUAUGCACGACAAUUAUUUGCUGUUCAUAUCUAUUUAUGCCGAGAGCAGCAAAUUAUUUUGCAUGCGCUUCACACCAGAAAAUAUUUCCAAUUUUCAAAUGGAAAACACAUUUUCGAGAAACGUAGAACAAGGAGCAAAAAUAAUUUGCGUUACCAAACAAGAUGACAUUAUCUUAGUCAUGCCGAGAGGCAACUUCGAGACAAUAACUUCUCGCUUAAUUUCCAUUGAUACCAUAGAACAUCUUCUAUCAAGAGACGAGUGGGACGCUGCAGUUACUCAAAUUAAACACCAGAAACUGAAUUGGAAUCUGCUUAUUGACUUGAACAUGCAUCGAUUUAAUGACCAUGUUAGCGAUUUUAUUGCGGCUGCAAUAAGGGCUAAAGUGUUAUCAAUCGUAGUUUCAGAAAUGUCAACUGAAAACUGCCUGAUAACAUUAUAUGAAGAAUGGACCAAACAUGGAACGAUUUUAACCACUUCUGUACUGUAUGACGACGUUAAAGAGCUAACAAAGGCUGACGUUUUUAGGUCUAUUCUAAAUAAACUUGUGCAGUUAAAUCCCGUUCAGCAUCUUAUUUCCAUUGUGAUUCUCCAACUUAAGCAUUAUUCCGUAAAAGCAACUUUGAAAACCAUUUUGCAAGUUUUUGCAUCAAACGACAUGGUAUCCACAAAGGCUGCACUUGCUGAAGUUCGUCGGCAUAGAGAAAUGGCGGUUAUCAUCAAAGCUGCAUACACCUUGUAUGACCUUGAUUUCCUGAAGUUAGUAUACUCAAUCUCUCCUAAAGAUCCGAAAAUUUACCUGCCUGAAAUAGAAAAACUGCGAGCUAUGGAUGAAAUUGACUUGAGAUUCACCAUGAGUCUUCAAGGGAGAGAAUUUAAGAAUGCCACCAGAUAUCUCAUUCGAUCAUCCACCAAAAGUGAUUCGUUUGUAAUAGAUUUUAUAAGGAAAUACGGCACACAAUAUGCUGCUUACCAUGAUGUAGUUCCAAAUCAUGAGCGUUUCGAGCUUGUUACGCUAUUAUAUGCGGAUUACCUCGGAAUGAAAGCCCAGCAUAACGAGGCAGGCCUCAUCUUAGAGCGUGCAGGACUUAAGGCGGCAGCACUGGUCCGUUACAAAAUUGGGCGAAAUUGGAGAAAAGUUGUCAGUCUUCUCAAUGCGCUCGAAAUGCAGGCAGUUAAGAAGAAGGAAACUCUUACAUCAUUGGCGCAAGAUCUGGCCAACCAUAAGCAAUUUGACGAUGCCGCUUUGGUAUAUGAACACUAUUGUUCUGAUCAUAAGGCUGCCAUUCAAUUACUUAUCGAGGCCAAUAUGUUUGAAAGAGCUUUGUGUGUAGCUCAAAAAUAUAAUUCAAAUUACUUAAUUGAGACUGCCAUUCAGCCGCGGUUAAAGAAGUAUAGAGAAGAACUUUAUGACCGCAUGAUGGAAUUGGACAAAAAUUUCAAGGAAUAUACCGCCAGGCUGUUGACACUCAGGAAGCAGAAGUAUGAAAAGCUGAUAUCUAGUACAAGCGUCAAUGUGUUUGGUUUUGAAUUUGAUGAUACUGACUUGCAAUCUGAUGAUAACAUUUCCGAAUAUGCCAGCAUUGUUUCUGCGAGUUCAAUGGCAACUUCUAGUUCUAGAAAUUCAAGAAGCUCUACGAUUUCUUCCCGCAAUCGACGAAAGUUGGAGAGAAAGAAGAUAAACCUCCGCCCGGGAAGCGUAUACGAAGAUAUUGCCUUAAUAAGGCAAUUGUAUUUAUUGGCAAUGGACUUACCCUCUCUUUGUCAAGAGAUUAGGGCAUUUUCCUUUUCUUUAGUGGACGAUAAUUAUGAGUUUACCAAAAAGUUGCGAGACGAUUUUGCAACUAUUUAUUUCGCUGUGCGCGAUGCUAUUCCUCGAAUUUGGUCCAAUAUUUUCUUGCAUGCUGAACCAUCGGGAGAUCCUGCCGAUAUAGCUGUUAUUGGAAAUCGCGAUGAGAUGGAUAAACAAUUCCUGACUCCACCACAACUGGAAAAGCUGAGCAACUGGCAUUGGUAAAAUGCAUUUGAAGUUAUUUGUUCUGUUUAUUUUGUUACGUUUUCUCACUGUUUUAUGGCUUGACCAUGUUUUAGUACAAGCGACAAGGCUACUGAAAGUAGCUGCGAAUUAGAAGUAAUUUUAUGUUUUGUUUUAUACGAUCAGAUAUGUUAUUAUCUGGGGAAGUCGAGAUUUGACUAGAAAAAAUGUUCAGCAGUUCGUUUUAAGUAAAGAAAACUAAAAAGUAUUUUUAUAUAAAGUUUAAAGUUUAACGUUAAGUGAAAGACUAUGUGAUACAUCCGUAGGUUAGGUUGUUUUAUCACACUGGACUGUAUUGAUUACAAGGUCCAAGUUGCAUUAAUAAACUUAAUGAUUUAAUAAA
Messenger RNA from Dendroctonus ponderosae (mountain pine beetle), 3956 nucleotides. It is a transcript of the gene Elp1, whose product is annotated as elongator complex protein 1. Gene Ontology annotation, cellular component: elongator holoenzyme complex; cytosol. The record is from RefSeq and is a predicted model, not a curated record. Lineage: Eukaryota; Metazoa; Arthropoda; Insecta; Coleoptera; Curculionidae. Gene Ontology annotation, biological process: tRNA wobble base 5-methoxycarbonylmethyl-2-thiouridinylation. Bases 122 to 3595 code for a protein of 1157 amino acids. The transcript has 6 exons. Gene Ontology annotation, molecular function: tRNA binding.